GUCUCCUUUGACCAGCUCUGUUAAUCUGUUUCUGCUACUUUCUCGUUGCUGUCUGACCAUGUCGAGGCGUAAAUCUGCUCAAGCUGCUAUUGCUCUGAUCAAACAAGAAUCUACCGCAUCAGAGGGCUCGAAUCACACAGAACAAGCCUACAGUGCAGCGUCCAGUGGCUCUGAAUCAAGCUACGAUGAAGCACCUCCCAAGACGACUCCCUCGAAACGCAUCUCUCCCAGAAAGACAACAACGCCCGUUCGUCCAAAGCUCGAACAAGGCAUCUCUCCUUCACCGAAACGGUCUCGUGCCGAAGCAGCAGCAUUGAAAGCAGCGUCACUAGCAGAAUUUACACCCCCUGCAGAUUGGCAAACGACGUAUGCACUGAUUAAGCAGCAACGUGCAGGUCUAGAAGCACCCGUGGAUACACAAGGUUGCGACGGUCAUGACCACUUGGACGCACGUACACGGCGGCUCCAUUGUCUCGUUUCACUUAUCUUAUCAAGUCAAACGAAAGAUACGGUGAAUUUCGCAGCCAUGACGAAACUCAAGGAGAAUUUACCGGGUGGGCUGACGUUGGAGUCGUUGCUGGAGGUGGAUGAGCAAGUCCUCAAUCAACUCAUCUGGGCUGUUGGCUUCCACAAUACAAAGGCAAAGAACCUGAAACGCGUUGCUCAAAUCUUGCGUGAUGAUUUUGCUGGUGAUAUCCCAAAGACCGAGGAAGAGAUGAUCAAGGCCUUACCUGGCGUUGGCCCCAAAAUGGCACCUUUAGCAAUGCGUUCCGCUUGGGGAAUUGUCACAGGUAUUGGAGUUGAUGUGCAUGUUCAUCGUAUUGCAAAUCGAUUAGGCUGGGCAAAUACGGCAUCACCGGAUAAUACCAUUGCAGGCGUCACAACGGAUGGUGAUCCACAAGAGACGCGGAUGCAGAUGGAAGGGUGGUUACCGAGGGAACUCUGGAGUGAAGUGAAUCACAUGCUGGUCGGAUUUGGCCAGAUGGUAUGUUUACCACGAGGACGGCGGUGCAGCGCGUGUACGUUGAGUGGGACCGGGCGGUGUCCGAGUGAAAUUGCUGACCGGCCUGGUAAGAAGCGGAAAGUGGUGGUCAAGACGGAGAUCAAAACUGAAGUCAAGACAGAGGCUGGUGAUGUUUUGCAAAAGGAAGAGGUCAAGGAGGAGGUCGAAGUGGAAGACUUGGCGAUACUCGUCUCGCCCUAUUUUACAUAGUGUACAUGUACAUGGCAUGGCUGAUUGAGUCGUGUCUAGCGUUCAAGGUAAUUCUUCGUUUCUGCCGA
Molecule: messenger RNA, 1281 nt
Organism: Protomyces lactucae-debilis
Lineage: Eukaryota; Fungi; Ascomycota; Taphrinomycetes; Taphrinales; Protomycetaceae
Product: DNA glycosylase
Exons: 1
Coding region: 59-1213 (384 amino acids)
Biological process (GO): base-excision repair; base-excision repair, AP site formation; nucleotide-excision repair
Cellular component (GO): nucleus
Molecular function (GO): oxidized pyrimidine nucleobase lesion DNA N-glycosylase activity; DNA-(apurinic or apyrimidinic site) endonuclease activity
Source: RefSeq, a predicted model, not a curated record